Molecule: messenger RNA, 1402 nt
Organism: Rhodofomes roseus
Lineage: Eukaryota; Fungi; Basidiomycota; Agaricomycetes; Polyporales; Fomitopsidaceae
Product: Formamidopyrimidine-DNA glycosylase N-terminal domain-containing protein
Exons: 10
Coding region: 160-1257 (365 amino acids)
Biological process (GO): base-excision repair
Cellular component (GO): nucleus
Molecular function (GO): zinc ion binding; damaged DNA binding; DNA-(apurinic or apyrimidinic site) endonuclease activity
Source: RefSeq, a predicted model, not a curated record
CUUGGUACCGUGAGUGACAGACGCCGGUACGAGCAUUCAACUUACGCUCAUCCGGGGAACUACCUCGCGCGAUCUUUGGAAACGACGACGGCUCUUGCUAGAUGUGCGCGUAGGGUCGUCUAGGCCUUUUCACAAAGGUCUGCCAUCUCCGAGAACGUCAUGCCGGAGCUUCCAGAGGUCGAGCGUGCAGCCAAGCUCGUUCGAGAUGUUGCACUCGGCAAUAGGAUCGUCGAUGUAGAAACAAUAGAAGACAACAUAGUCUACUCCGGUACCAGCCACGUGGAAUUUGCUCAAACUAUCAAAGAUCGCCGCGUCACCAAUGUCGGUAGAUAUGGCAAGGUGUUCUACUUGCAACUGGAUGGCGAAGGUAAAAUGCCGGUGCUGCACUUCGGUAUGACUGGUAUGCUGCAGGUGAAGGGCCAAUUGGCAAAGUACUACAGGGAAACACCAAGGACAGCGUCCGCGGAUUGGCCGCCGCGGUUCGUGAAGUUCAUCCUUCACAUCGAAGACUCUGAAACAGGCAAUAUAACACACUUGGCCUUCUUGGACGCUAGACGUCUUGGGCGAAUCCGACUGUGCGCAAACCCUCUUACAGAACCACCCAUCUCCACCCUCGGCUUCGAUCCUAUCUUGUCUAUGCCUGGGCUAGAUUGGUUCAAACAAGCGGUCCUUAAGCGAGGCUGUCCUAUCAAAGCCCUUCUACUGGACCAAUCGUUCAGCGCAGGCGUCGGAAACUGGGUUGCAGACGAGAUUCUCUAUCACGCUCGUGUACAUCCAGAGGAACGCGGCUCUGCCCUGAAUGACGAUCAGCUGAAGGCGUUGUACGCCGAAAUAUCGGAGGUCUGUCGCGUUGCGGUGGAGGCAAACGCGGAUGACUCUAAGUUUCCUGACAACUGGCUGUUCAAGCACCGCUGGGGGAAGGGGAAGAAGAACAAAAUACACGAGCUGAAAUUGCCAGACGGCAGUCCCGCGACUAUCAAAUGGGUCACAGUCGGGGGGCGAACAUCUGCCUACGUCGCCGAGCUUCAGCACCUUGCACACACGGCGCCAGGUUCGGGUUCGGGCUCUCGGACUCGAAGCACACGUAAACACGAUGGGAGCGACGGCGCGAGCGACCUCACUCCUCUGUCAGAAGACGAGGUGAAAGAUGAAUCAAGCAAGCGGGGUGGAAAGCGCAAGUUGGCUACGACGUCUAGGCAUUUCCCUAGAGCAGCAAAGCGCAGGACAAAAGCCACGGACUCCGUACCCAGCGACUGAUAUCUAUAUUGAGGGUCUCACGUUCUCCCAAUUGGAUGACGUACAUCGCGAGAUGAUCUGGUCUUCCGUUCAGGUUCUUGUUCUGUGGUUUUUUCCUUGUACGCUAUGUCCCAGUAAUUCACAGCACAUCUAUUGGUUCAUUUUC